AUGAGUGCUGUUAAAUUCAUCUUUAAUAUGAAUAAAUUGAAAAACCUGUCAAGUUUAAACCCUCGGGGACGAAGAUUUAUUCAUCGAAGCUCAGCAACUUGCACUUCAACAGAUAGCAAUAACGAUAAAUCGCCUCUAGCUGGGAUAAGAGUAUUAGACUUGACAAGAAUAAUCGCUGGUCCUUACUGCACCAUGAUACUGGGUGAUCUAGGAGCUGAAAUACUGAAAAUAGAGAAACCAGGAACUGGAGAUGAGUGUAGAAAUUGGGGCCCGCCUUUUUUAUCCGGCACUAAACAUGCGACGUAUUUUCUGAGCGUGAAUAGAAAUAAGAAGAGUGUUUGUAUUGAUUUUAAAAAAGGCCGUGAUAUUAUUUAUGAGCUAGCUAAAAAAUCAGAUGUAUUAAUUGAAAAUUUUGUGCCAGGAAAACUCUCAAAAAUGGGUCUGGGGUAUGAAGAUUUGAAGAAAGCAGCCCCACAAUUAAUUUACUGUUCAUUGACUGGAUAUGGAUACGAAGGACCUUAUGCUCAGAGACCGGGUUACGACGUAAUUGCAGCAUCGGUGGGUGGUCUUAUGCAUAUAACUGGACCCAAAGACGGUGACCCUUGUAAAGUAGGUAUUGCUAUUACUGAUGUAGCUACUGGUUUGUAUGCUCAUGGUGCUAUAAUGGCUGCGUUAUAUCAAAGAACGCGGAACAACCAAGGUCAGUGGAUUCAGUGCAAUCUACUGUCUACUCAAGUUGCUUGUCUGAUCAAUGUGGCUUCCAAUUACUUAAACGCUGGUAAAGAAGCCACACGGUGGGGCUCUGAGCAUGAGAGUCUUGUUCCUUACGAAGCAUUUCCUACAAGUGAUGGAUUUAUGACUGUCUGCACUGGAAGUGAUGCUCAGUUUAAGGCACUUGUCGACAUUCUUGAGUUACCAGAACUUGCUAAUGAUGAAAGAUUUAUUAAUAACACAGCUAGAGUUAUUAAUCGUGUUGAAUUACUCAAGAUAUUAAGAAAUAAAUUUAAGAUUAAAAGUAAUAAAGAGUGGGCGGAAAUAUUAGAAGGAGCUCCAUUCCCUUACGGGCCAAUUAAUUCUAUACAAGAGGUAUUUGAUGAUCCACAUAUUAAGGCUAUUAAAAUGGUCAAAGAGCUGGAGCACGAUCAAAUGGGUAAAGUUAAAGUUGUUGGACCAGCUGUUAAAUUUAGUUAUGGUGAAAAUCAAGUUAGAUCACCGCCACCAACUCUAGGUCAACACACUCGUCAAGUACUCAAACAAUUGCUAAAUUACUCUGAUCAAACAAUCGAUAGUUUAAUUAAGAAUAAGAUUGAUGUACCAACAAUAAGUUUGUGUCUGCGUAAACCAAGAUCAAAUAAAAAAGUUCAAUGGACUUCUAGCACAGUAGAUAAUGAGAAUAUGAAUAAAAAGAAAUCUAAGUGCUGUUGUAUUUAUGAAAAACCUAAGCAAUUUGGAGAAAGUAGCUCAGACGAAAGUGAUGAUGAGUGCGAGCAUUGUCAUGGUCGUAAAGAAGUUCAUAAAAAAGGACUACCAGGUACUGCCGCUUCACCUCAUGACAAUUUACCUCAACCAGAAUCAAUAGUAGGAUCCACCUGA
Cotesia congregata is the source of this 1593-nucleotide messenger RNA. The record is from the annotation of a GenBank genome assembly. NCBI's taxonomy places the organism in Eukaryota, Metazoa, Arthropoda, Insecta, Hymenoptera, Braconidae.